Messenger RNA from Aspergillus versicolor CBS 583.65, 1028 nucleotides. RefSeq names its product ribonuclease H2 subunit C. The coding region runs from base 133 to 612 and encodes 159 amino acids. The record is from RefSeq and is a predicted model, not a curated record. The transcript has 4 exons. NCBI's taxonomy places the organism in Eukaryota, Fungi, Ascomycota, Eurotiomycetes, Eurotiales, Aspergillaceae. Gene Ontology annotation, cellular component: ribonuclease H2 complex. Gene Ontology annotation, biological process: RNA catabolic process.
AACCAAGCCAACAUUACCACGAAGACGUUCAAGCCGCCAAAACACAGGAGCCAUCUGUGAACGUAUACGAAUUGCCACAUUAAUUGUGCUAUUAUCAUUCCGUCCCUUCAUUUGCGUCCGCUACCAAUUGCAAUGUUUGCCCUUCAACCCAAACAACAAGGCACAGACACCAAAGACAAUGAGCCUCUUCGCAAUUGCACACCAAAUAUUCUUCCCUGCCGGAUCCACCAUGAUGGACCUGUGAAAUCGCUCAACAGAUACUGGAUGCCUAUUGCAGAUGAUAAGGACAAAGAUCUUCAGACGGCAUACUUCCGGGGCCGGAGGCUACGAGGCAGACAGGUUCAGAUCCCUGAGGGGUAUGAGGGGGUUGUCGCGACGCAUACAGAUCGUGAGAUGCCAAAAGUUACGAACAGCGAAAGUACGAACGAGGAAGGUGAACAAGAUGAGCCAGUUAAGGUAUUAGAGAAGCAAACCACAUUUGACGAAUACGUGGUUUGGGGACACGAAACAAUUCCUGCUGCCGAUGAUACGUUCGUCAAGGGAGUAGAAGAGUGGGUGAAGUUCGCUGAAGCGAUACAUACUGAGGGUGGCGAGGGAAAGAAGUCUACAUGAACAGAUUGAUUUAAGCUCGUUGUUUCGAGUAUAUGAAGUCUACAUAUUGAGGGUCUAGCUGCGCCGCAAAACGUAAACCCCACCUCCCAAUCACUACGGCAGGGAUCCAACAGCAGGUCAUUUGCGAUCAAGCAAAUGCAUCAUCUAAACACGGGGAUCUCGGCUCCAGUGGUAUGAUGCUGGCCGUCAGCUCCAGGCCUCACGUAAAUCGCACCCUUGCGGACACAAGGCACGAGAAAGGAAACACUCACGACAAUUCUACAACCCUGAACCAAUGGCCACGGUCUCUCCAUUUUGACUUCUCCAAUCUCUAUAGCACGGAUCUUAUUUGUCAUGUUCGUGUGUAUAUAUAUGAAGCCUCGAAAACCAACCGUAAUUCAGAUUUGAGCUCUUUCUCUUUUUAUUUUAUUUUUCCC